CGGAGAUCGUCAAAGCUUCCAUUGAAGUUGACUCACCCGCCAAAGUCUCCCUCCCAGCCAAGAAACCUGACAGUUGCCGUAACGCUUCUGACAACACCCACAUCAGAUUUGGCAGACGCCGCUCUCCUGUCCAAUUGGAUCUACCAUCGAUCGACCCGGCUGCUAUUUAAAACCUGUUUGCGACAAUCGCGCGUCACCAUGGCGCCCGCGCAAGCGAACUUCGCGCCGAGCUUGGACAAAUUCCGCAAGUCGCUCAAGGCGCAGCCGCUCGAAGCCUCCAUCGAGAGCCUGAUCGCGCUGCUCAAGCGCCGUCAGAUCAAGACCCCGCAGCAAUGCGCCGUCGCGACUGCCCACAUCCUCCUCCAGGUGGUCGCUAGGGGCGACUGGAAGGAUGUGGACCAGCUUCUUGACAGGGUGCAGCAGGUCGGCCGCAGGGUCGGGAGCGCGCGGCCCAAGGAGCUCGUCAUUGGCAACAUCACGAAGCGCGUGCUGGGCCUGAUCCGCGACGAGGCCAUGGAGGACCGCAACGCCGACGACGCCCAGAGCGAUGCGAAACCCCCAGCCCCGGCCGCUACCCAGGAGCCCGAAGCCCCCGCCCGAUUGCCGCGUGUGGCUACCUUGGCCUCGUUGCCGUCGCACAUCACUGCUCAGUCCAUCUUCAGCCUUCUCUCAGACCCGACCGGAGCACACUCCAGCGCGGGCGGGUCGCCGUUCUUCAGAAUGUCGGGAGCCUCCACCCCCAUGGGCGCCGGCCCCCAGGGCGCAGGCACCCCGACAGCGAACAGCACGGCCAACAUCGCAUCACUGCGCACCGAGGUCCUGGACGGUAUCGACGAGAUCAUGGACGAGAUCUCACAGGCGGACGAGCAGAUGGCGGCGUUUGGUGACGUCUACAUCAACCCGGGCGACUACGUCAUGGUGCACAGGCCGACGCCGACGGUGGAAAGAUUUCUGGCGAGAGCGGCGAGUAAGCGUAAGUUUACUGUUCUCGUUGCGCGCGUCGACGAGGAUGAUGAGGACGUUGCCGCCGCCUCGGCUCUUGCCGCAACAGCAGCCCCGCCUUCAGACCCCUCGGCAGCAGCAGCAGCCGCGGUGCCGUACGCCGCGCUUCGGAAGAAACUCGCUGCGUAUGGCGUCCCCGUCGUCAACUUGGCUGGGAUGGGGGUCAUGUCAUACUUCCCCUUGGCAACCAAGGUCGUGCUCGAUGCGAGAGCCAUCACGGCGAGUGGAGGCCUGGUGGCUGAUGCCGGAGCGGGUCUUCUCGCGCGCGCAGCCAAGGAGUUCAACCGACCGGUCCUAGCGCUCGCCGCCGUAUACAGGUUGUCGCCGGCAGACCUGGACGAGCCGGAGCCGGUUCUAGAGUGGGGUGAUCCCUCGCCACAUGCCGACUUCGCCGACGGAGACCUGCUUGAUGGCAUUGACAUCAGGACUCCCGCCAUCGAGUACCUCGGCUCAGAAAUGGUGGACAUUUACAUCACGAACCUGGGAGCGCAUUCCCGGCAUUACCUCCAGAGUGUGAUCCGGGAUCAUUACAAACAGGACGAUAUCGAUGUAUUCAUCCAGUAAAGAAAAUGAAGGAAAAAUAAAUAAGGAAACCAAUGCGCCAUCGUAUUCUGGUAGUGUCGUCUCGGCGCGUCUAGGUCCCAAGCAGCCUUGCUGCAUACCUGGCCUCGAAUAUUGCGAUGAUCUAUGAAUGCCCUGGGCGCAUCUCUUGUUGCGUAGCCAGAGAAACUUUGA
This is a messenger RNA of Gaeumannomyces tritici R3-111a-1, 1737 nucleotides long. Its product is annotated as translation regulator GCD7. NCBI's taxonomy places the organism in Eukaryota, Fungi, Ascomycota, Sordariomycetes, Magnaporthales, Magnaporthaceae. The record is from RefSeq and is a predicted model, not a curated record. The transcript has 3 exons. The coding region runs from base 199 to 1566 and encodes 455 amino acids. Gene Ontology annotation, biological process: translational initiation. Gene Ontology annotation, molecular function: guanyl-nucleotide exchange factor activity; translation initiation factor activity. Gene Ontology annotation, cellular component: eukaryotic translation initiation factor 2B complex.